Molecule: messenger RNA, 5802 nt
Organism: Mya arenaria
Lineage: Eukaryota; Metazoa; Mollusca; Bivalvia; Myida; Myidae
Product: mitochondrial substrate carrier family protein L-like
Exons: 8
Coding region: 61-906 (281 amino acids)
Biological process (GO): transport
Cellular component (GO): mitochondrion
Molecular function (GO): transmembrane transporter activity
Source: RefSeq, a predicted model, not a curated record
GUCAUCUGUCAAAAUUCGGUCACAAGAAGUGAAUGUAACAAAAUUUGACCAAUUUUUGAGAUGACACACAGUGAAAAACGUACCCAUUGGUUUAAAGAAGGUGGAAUAGGACUUGGAGUGGGUAUAUUGUAUGGGUUAACAAACACAUGUGUCGGGCACCCAUGGGAUACCCUAAAAACCAAGAUGCAAGCCCAAGCAGGCUUCGAGAAAACCGGGCUUUUCCAGACACUCACAAAGACUCUCAGGUCCCAGGGUGUCAUUGGUCUGUACAGAGGAUGUAUUCCGCCUCUGUGGGGGUCUGGCAUCUACAGAUCCGUGCAGUUUGCUGUAUUUGAAGGGGUGUACACAUUACUGAAUGAGCCAAACUUUAAUUUUGAAAUUCCUCUAACUGCUGGGCUGCAACCGCGGGUAAUUAUAGCAGGUGCAGUAGCGUCUACCUCUAGAGCUAUUAUAGAAACUCCACUGGAAUUUGCCAAGAUUAAGAGACAAACUCAGCAAACAUGGGAACUCAGGAAGGUGUACACGGGCUUUGGAGUUACUUGGUUGCGCACCAUGGGCCUGAUGAGUUCAUAUUUUAUCUUUGUGGACACGGGUAGGCGAAAUUUCCCCGAGUACUUCGCCCGGCCCAUACUUGGACCAUUUCUCAUAUCAGGGAUGGCAGCUACCAUGGCAUGGUGGAUUGUGUGGCCAUUAGAGUACAUGAAAUCACAAGUCCAGAGUGGUUAUGCCAACCAAAACGAGUCGGUGCUGAAGAGAAUGGCAACCGUUAUACGUGAGCGGGGAUUUUUCUCCCUAUACCGGGGAAUUUUGCCCGGUACCAUAAGAAGCUUCACAGCCAAUGGAACGAGUAUGGUUGUCAUGACGUUUGCACAGAGAAAGGUUUCUGAAAUGGGUCUUAGGGAUUGAUGGUUAUACAUGAUGAUUUUAAGCUCGUCUGUUCUUUAAAGAAAACAGUCAAGGUAAAGAGUUGUUGUCGUUGGCAGCAGUGUGCAAAAACUUUAACCUUUAAGCCAUCACUAAAAACUGUAUUUAAAUGAAACUUGGUACACAUGUUCUAACAGACAUUAUAUGCAUAGUAAGGCUAUGGAUUGAAUAAAUGUUGAGUUUGUCCCCUUGAUCGACUGAAAAAAAACACAGACGAGCGUUUGCAUGUGCUUUUGUUGACUUUCAUAUGUAUACGAUUUAGUCUGUGUUUCGAGGGUCGAUGUAUUGUCAAAGCUUUGGCGGCAUUGCUUUUGUCAACAUAUGUAUUACGGCAGCUUGGGAGUCAUUUGCAGCAGCAUGAAAAAAUGUUAACAUUGAGCAAUAAAUCAAACACUUUAUAAGAUAUUAUCAUAAAGCUCUGGUGAACAGACUUUAUGUUGGCAUUUUGUUUUUUGAAAAUGGUUGAAUUUAAGUUAUUUUGCACUACUUCUAUGAACAAAGACCAAACAAAAACUACCAGGUACUCAUUUGAGUCCGAGCCUAAACUUAAUUUACAUUACUAAUGCUGAUUCUUAUGUCACAUAUUUCAAUAGUUAUUAUCAAUAGGACCAAUUUGGACUUUAGUCCAUGUUUUAUCAUUGUUACAAGUGGAUGUUUUAUAAUUGUUAUAAGAAUUUUAUUACCAUGUACAUGUAUUCAGGGAGAAAGAUUGCUGCCACAUGUAGGUGGAGUGUUAAGGGUUUUUACAUCCUUAUAUGUUAGAUAUUACAGUUUAUUGUAUUCGCAGUAUGUUGCGUUGCGAUGUUAUUUGCUCAAAUUCACAAGGAAACUUAAUACUCUUGCGAAGAUAAAAUAAUGAGAUUAAUUAAUCAGGUUCGACAAGCUGACCUAGGAGUGACAGUCUACGUCGGCGAUACGAACUGUGGGUGAGGGGUGUCCCACGGGUAGUUAAUGGCUAUGCAAAACAGGGAUAUCGAGGAUAUUCAAAAUACCAAUAUUUCUCUGAAAAUAAGCAUAAAAAGAAACAAAAAAAAAUGUUAAUUGUUUUUAACUAAGGUCAUAGAAAAAUGCUAUUUUCUAAGACUCUCUUAAAAUGAUAAAAAAACGAUAUCACAUUAAUAUCGUCUAUAUAAUAUAUCACUGGUUAAAUUUUCAUUUUUUGCAACGAAUGUGUUAUGUGAUAAAGAGAAUCUUACAUUCGUUGCAGUUUGAUACAAAAUGUCAUGACAUUUGUUAAGGAAAGUUGUAAAGCUCGUCAACGGCUUAUUUCAUAACUUUUCCUAACUGUAAUGUAUAUACAUUGUUUUUGUACUCAUGUAAGCUCUUAUAUUUACUGAACUUUUUGCUAUGCAAGCUAUGCAAUAUGUUACAUUAUUAUAAUGUACGGCUAAUGUCAAUCUCAUCAAAACCAGAUUCCAAAUACUCGCUUCACGACGUUCACGACUUUACGCUAUGGCCUUUAUUGAGUGCAACUGCUAAUGAAUAUGCUAGUUGGAGAGGUCAACUUCAGGUGACACCAAUGCCAUGUUCUAAAGUCGCAUGCAGGACCACGAAAUGAUUUUUAUAAAAUUGGUUGAUAUAAGUUUGUGUUAGUUAUGUAAGCAUACAAUAACUGUUUUACAUUUUAUUAAAGUUGCAUAUUUUACACACUUUCUUCCACGUUUUUGCAUUCUUUGAAAACAAAUAUGUAUCAUAUUGAAUCUCAAACUAAACAUUAACUGUCAUUUAGUUGUAUAGUGAAUUGCAGUGAAUUGUUUUCCAGUUAUCCAGGUAAUCUCCUACAAGUUUUAAUGAACAUAUUUCAAGGGAUGUAUUUCCCUUUAAAAUGAAUGAUUUGCAUCACACAUUUUCUCAGAAGUAGCCAGCUAUGCCUUGUUUGUGUUUACAGAUGAUCGUGUUUUUCUCAUUAAUUUAAAUGAUCACAUCAGAGGCAUUAAUAUAGAUAAGCGCCUUUAUUUUGAAUUAAAAAUAAUGAUUUGAUUACCGUUAAUCAAGAAUUUCUAGUCAAUUAAAAAGUUUGUGAUAUUCAGAAACAUGAUUCCAUUCCCUGGAAUUACAGUUAACUAUAGAUAUUAUUUUUGAUAUUAGAGGAGAGAAAUAUUCAUAAGGUAUUAUUAUCAUCCUGACAUUUUGUUUCACUAGAAUAUUAGGAGAUCAUAUUUUUACAAGGGAACAAAUAAGCACGGUUAUUUAUAGGGCGACGACGCCCUCGAGUUAUGUAGCUUCACUUCUAUUCAUAUUUUUCCAAAUAUAAUUGGAAUAUUAGGAUUUUUGCUCUAGUACGAUGAAAAACAUCAUUUCGGUAAUUAUCCUGUCCUAAAAUUAUCUGAAUACAUAUUAAUUGUUUCGAAGUAAUUUAAAAAGCUACAAACGUCUUUAACACCUCUGACAAGCCAACCUAUACGUGUGCUUCCUUAAAGCAGGGCAUUGCCGAAGAAAAUUUAUAACAAUCCGUUCAAUUUUUAUCUUUAAGGAUUUUAGGGACAACCACAGUUACCAUAAUUUUCAAAAAUAAACCCUUCAUUUUAGUAGAAAAAUGUUCAUGCAUUGGCCAAAACUGUUAGUUGAAAAUGCAUUUUACAUGUAUAAUACAAUGUUUAUUGUAUAUUUUGUAUGCAAGAUUUUUUUAUACAUUGUAUAUUUCUAAUGCUAGAUUUUGAUUUCAUUUAACAUAGCCAUGUAAUUUUCUUGGUUGUACAAUGAACUCUUAAAUACUGUGUUGUAAUCUAACCUUUAUGUUUGAUGUAAUUAUUUGUACAAUAAUUACGAUGAUAUGAGAGUGAUGGGUGCGCGUUUACAUUUGGUUUACAUGAUAAAUUGUGGCAAUUUGGGGUUACACGUAUCAGUUGAUUGUUAAUGGAGAAAUGAUAUAGGAGUCUAUUUUAACAUUUUUCAUGUAUGAGAAGUUGAUAGAAGCUACAUCUUAAAUCAAUAAACUUUUGAUGGUGUAAAUAUAAUAUUUAUUUAAUAUAGUAUCGUUUAUAUAAGUUUGAAAAUGAUAUUUACUAAAUUUCUUAUGGUCAAGACCACCUGGGAGCAAUAUGUCCAAGAAACCACUCCUGAUAUAUCCUCAGUAUACCAUUCAUGGCCAUGAUGGAAAAACUGUCAUUGUUAACCGCCAAGGCUUGUCUUUAUAAAUUUUAGAAAAUACAAAUUAAGCCCGCAUUCAAUUCUUCUCAUUAAUUAAAACGUUUUUUUUUGUAAAAUGCAAGAUACAUUUAAAUGAUUUUGAGGUUGUAAAUUUGUAUUGUAAUAAAAAUAUAAAUCCAAGAAAAUGAUGGAUUUCAAAAACAAGUAAAUAGAACAAAGGAUGGCAUGUGUUAUUUACUACAAGCUCAAUGGGGACCAUUUUUUUACAAUUAUAGAUCUCAUUAAAUAAAGGCAGGGUAAAGCUCAUGAUAUUGGCACAACAUCUUUAGGUAAAAACCGCACAUAGAAUCGUUGGCAUAAAAUAGAAUAUAUAUUAUUUUUAUAAUCAGCACAUUUCAUUUUAUUGUUACCAUACUCGCAUUGUUAUAUUUAUACAAACCUCGCACUCUAGUUAAGAUUCUGGCACGCCCAACAACCCAGCCAUAAUCUUAAACCCUCCAAUUGUAAUCCUCAAACACAACUUCUACUCACACUCCAGCUACAAACACGAAUCUCGAGUAAUAAUCCUGUCACCCAAUCCUCACACUUCUCUUUAUCAAACAUCAAUAGUCAAACUUUAUAUUCAAGUAUUAUUGAUAUGGGUUAUGCAGAGACCUUCACGAACGUCUUGAGUUUGAGACUCUUGAAAAUGUUACAGAAUGUCUUUGAUAUUGUCUUUUCUGAAAUAUAAGUGUGCGAAGCCAUACUUUAUUACUUAUGUAACUAUUUUCACAGUCAAUGUUCUCCUCAUACUCAAUGAACAAAAAUCUGAUUUAAGUGUCAAACUCAGACUCAAGACUUAUGAAUUUGGGCAUACUGCAGUAGGGUAUAUCGGCGGUAAUUUCCUUGAUUUGUAAUCACCACUGCCUUGCUUUUUUGCGACUGUAUUUUAUUUUUUAUGAUAUUUUUUCAUUCGAUUUCAUAUGAAAGUUAUACAAGUAUGCCUGAUGUGAGAAAAUAGCAGCUAUGUGCGUGAACAAAAUAUAUUUGAGAUAGUAGGUUGAGCAUUUUUCAGUGCACAUUUUAUAGGUUGCAGGAGUGGUUGUUCUUGGUUCGCGUAUAAUUAAUGAUAUUUUUGUCUUUAUGUUUUUUUACCGACAUUUAGGCCUUGUCAACGGGUUCUUCCCUUCACCGUACAGUGAUAGCUACCGUCACGUUAUGGUAUUCAAAGUCACGUGAUGUAACAAAUCGGAACUUUCUUUCAUUUAAAAAAAUAUUUGAAAACAACAUUAUAUUUUGGAAAUUUGAUAAAUGAUUGCAUAAAUAAGCGUUACAAACUUAUAUAGAAAAAACAUCCAGCAUUUGUUCAUGCGGCAGAGAUCUUCGCUGCUCGUCAAGGGAGAUCAGUGCGUAAGAGAUUGGUUAAAUAUAUAUGAUGUGCCGUGAAUAAAUUGUUGUACCUAUAACGCGAUGUACCAAUCGGAAAAAGUUUCAGGUAAAAUCUGCACCAACAAUUUUAGUUGCAUUAAAGUAGAAUAUCUUGGUCAUCGUCUUGUCAUAUAUAUAUAGUUAAUUUGUUUAUAAAAGGUGUGCCAUUGUUUUCUUAUUGUAUUUAAACCAUAUUAUGACUGGCAGCUCAUUCUGGUUUUUGAUAAAUGAAAAUCUAUGGGGUUUUUUACUUGUUGUUGAUGCGUGUUUUUAUUCUGAUUGCUGAUUCAUCUAGGUCUGAAGAUAUUUUGAUAUUGUAUUAUUGUGUACUUUAUACAUCAUAUGGCUGUAAAAAAUAUGUAUAUUUUAAAUUAAAUUGGA